AUUUUAAAGAAAGAUCAUGCAAUAUGCAUGUGAAGAUGCUGAGAAAAGAACACAAAGACUUCACAGCCCUGGCGCAGGGCGGAAUAGAUGCAACAAUAUUUCGAGAAAAGAAAACGCUAUCAGUAAACGAAUCUCGUAUUAAUCAAAUGCUACUAACAAAAGGUUCAACGACAUGUAUUAUCAUCUUAAUUUAGUUCCUAGAAUUACGUACAUUUUAAGCACAUAUUUUAAACCUCUUACAUCCUUCCAGGUAAAUGGUGGGGACCACAGAAUCGCCAGCCAAUACUCGCACUCCACGGUUGGCAGGACAAUGCCGGUACAUUCGAUCGUCUAUGUCCACUGCUGCCGGCGCACAUUCCAAUACUCUGCAUUGAUCUCCCCGGCCAUGGUAAGUCGUCACACUAUCCAAAAGGAAUGCAGUAUUUGAUCUUUUGGGAUGGCAUUGCCCUCAUACGGCGCAUAGUACGCCGCUACGGUUGGGAGAAUAUGACACUGAUGGGCCAUUCCUUGGGUGGCGCAUUGACUUUCAUGUAUGCGGCUAGCUUCCCAAAUGAAGUGGAAAAACUCAUUAACAUCGAUAUUGCUGGACCAACAGUGCGCAAUGUUGACCAUUCUGCGGAAAAAACUGGCUGGGCAAUAGAUAAAAUGUUGGAUUACGAGAAUUUAUCGCUGAACAAGAUGCCCUGCUAUAAUUAUGAAGAAAUGAUUAAAUUAGUUGUAGAUGCGUAUGAUGGUUCAGUGGAUGAAGAGGGUGCAAAGGUGUUGAUGCGGCGUGGCAUGUCACCAACACCAGCCGAAAUAAAAAAGGAUGGAUUUAAUUUUGCACGCGAUGUGCGCUUGAAAGUGAGCUUGCUUGGCAUGUUCACGAAAGAGCAAGUUAUAGCUUAUGCAAAGCUUAUACGCUGUAAAGUACUCAAUAUACGUGCUGAUCCCGGCAUGACGUUUCAAAAUCCACUAUUUUACGCCGAGGUUAUUGAAACGCUGAAAAAGAACGCAGAGUUAGUGAUAUUUGAGAAAGUACCUGGUACGCACCAUUUGCAUCUGGUUACCCCGGAACGAGUGGCGCCCGUAAUAGCUGAUUUUAUGUUAAAGUCUUAAAUAUGACUAGUUGAUUUAGUAGAGGCUCUAAUCUACAUUAUAAUACUAGUAACAUCUAAAUAUAUUUUUUAAGAAAUUAAGCAUGUGUAUGCCACAAGUGGAUUUUAAAAUUAAUUGACGUAAGAAUGAAAAUUAUCAAGUAUUAAAUGUUUGCACUUCAGGAUGCGUA
This is a messenger RNA of Rhagoletis zephyria (snowberry fruit fly), 1267 nucleotides long. RefSeq names its product probable serine hydrolase. Lineage: Eukaryota; Metazoa; Arthropoda; Insecta; Diptera; Tephritidae. Gene Ontology annotation, cellular component: membrane. The record is from RefSeq and is a predicted model, not a curated record.